GUUACAUUGAGUAGUUGAUUUUUAUAUUUGGUUCAUUAGAAAAUACUUACGAUUCUAAGUACUAAAGUAUUGAGCGUUAACAGAUAUGCUGCUAGAGCUUGCUAGGAGAGAAAAGAAUGCUGGAAUAAAAGCAGAUGUUGAUCUUGAUAUCUUCAUGAAGUCAAUAGCUUUUGGAGGACAGGAAACAGAUAUUGUGGUAGAGUACAUCAUAAAGAUAUUAGGUUUAGACAUAUGUGGAGACACAUUGGUGGGCGAUGAAAUGCUCAAGGGCAUCUCAGAGGGACAAAAGAAGCAACUUAUAACAGGAGAGUUACUAAUUGAAAAUAUGCUUCUUAGGAUUUGUCAUUGGGAUUGGUUUAUAGCCUAACUUGAUGUAACAUAGUUAUAGGUUUGUAGCAUUUUUAUUGUUUAGAUUUGUAACAUGUUUUAUUACUUUUCAAGAGAAA
Molecule: messenger RNA, 446 nt
Organism: Arachis ipaensis
Lineage: Eukaryota; Viridiplantae; Streptophyta; Magnoliopsida; Fabales; Fabaceae
Source: RefSeq, a predicted model, not a curated record